AUGCAUAGGCUUGACUUUGAUUUAGCUCGACUGGCUUUAUGGAUUCAUCUUUACAACGUUCCACUUGAAUUGUAUUUUCAAGAUGGUCUUAGCUAUAUUGCUAGUGCUUUAGGAAAUCCAAUCUCUAUGGACUCUACCACAACUUCUAAAUCUAGACUGCAUUUUGCUAAAGUUUGUGUUGAAAUUGAUGCUAAACUGGAAAUUCCUGAAUCUGUUGAAGUCAUACUUGCAAAUGGUCAAAACACACAUAUUCAAGUUGAAGUUCCUUGGCUCCCAUCUAGAUGUAAAAUGUGUGUGAAAUUUGGACACUCUGAUAAAAACUGCCCAAAUCAACAUUCUUCAGCUCCUAAGAAAAUUUGGAGGAAAAAGACUGAUGUUAACUCUAUUAAUGAUUCAAAGCCUACUGAAUCAUCUGUAGACUUACAGAACCAUCAAUCAGGCUCUCCUCAUGUUACAGAUCUCUCUGAAACUACUGAUCCUCUCCCAGGAACAGUUCCAGUUUGUCCUACUCAAAUAGAACAAUCCUCCAAGGAUGAACAACCAAACUUCACUGUCUUGACUCCUGCUUAUAAGACUAUCUCAAAGCCUCCAUCCUCUCCAAUCAAAGCUCAUGAGUCUCCUUCAUUGCCUAAAAGAGGUAGAGGCAUACCCCUAAAGGCUAAAUCUAAUGUUUCUCUUAAAGGAUCUGCUAAUAGAUUUGAAAUACUGAAUUCCAUUGAUGAGAGUUCUCCUAUUGUUGAAGUCCCUACUAAGAAAUCUAGACUUGCUACCUCUGGAGUUUCUAUUCUCCUUAAAGACUUAAAGGCUAAAAAGAAAAAGCAUCUUGCUAUUUCUAGGUCUUCUGUAGAAAAAGGAGGAACUUCAAAAACCCAUUCUCAAUGA
This is a messenger RNA of Hibiscus syriacus, 882 nucleotides long. RefSeq lists its product as uncharacterized. The record is from RefSeq and is a predicted model, not a curated record. The transcript is spliced from 2 exons. The coding region runs from base 1 to 882 and encodes 293 amino acids. NCBI's taxonomy places the organism in Eukaryota, Viridiplantae, Streptophyta, Magnoliopsida, Malvales, Malvaceae.